Solea solea (common sole) is the source of this 1546-nucleotide messenger RNA. Its product is annotated as transmembrane protein 255B. The transcript is spliced from 9 exons. Lineage: Eukaryota; Metazoa; Chordata; Actinopteri; Pleuronectiformes; Soleidae. The record is from RefSeq and is a predicted model, not a curated record. Bases 258 to 1325 code for a protein of 355 amino acids.
UGCACCUGUGUGAGCUCAAACUCGUCUGUGCUAAAACUGAUGUAAAAUAAUUUAUUGAUCUACUAUAUGUUUGACUUAUAAUUAAACUGUGACUUUUCUUCGUGGAGGAUGAAGACUUUUGUUUUAAAUCAAUAAGACAAGAAAAUACUUAAAGCGUCGCUUCAGCUGCCUGCUCGAUUUUUUUAAUCAUUCAUUAGUAUUAUAUUUUAUUUUGAUUAUUAUAACUUAUUUUCGAACGUAUCACCCAGUGAGUGGACAUGCAGCAGCCUGAGAGCCAACAGACAACUCCAGCGGCAGCAACAACAGAAAUAAUGGAUCCAGCAGAUCAGUACCAGCGUCGGAGGACAACUGCUCUGUGGUUGUCCAUAUCUCUGCUGUUUCUGUCUGUGCUGGUGCUCACUGUGGGAAUCAUCUCCUCGACUCGCACUGACAAUGUGCCCGUAGCUGGAUAUUUCCCUGGCAUCGCUCUGAGUUUUGGAGCUUUCCUGGGCAUUGUUGGCAUCCACCUGGUGGAAAACCGCAAACCCAUGCUCAUUGCAGCGAUCAUCUUCAUCAGUAUCGGAGUCAUCGUGUCUUUCCUCUGCUCCAUUGUAGAUGGGAUCAUCGCCUCAGAAUUCAUUGACAUAAGACCACUGCAGGAGGACAUGUGUGACUUCUACUCCAGUGGAUCCGGCUACGCUUAUGACAGCUACUACACAGAGGUGACGUGCCGCUCAUUCAACAAAGAAUGCAAGCUCAAACUGAGGAGCAACACCUGCUACUGCUGCUACCUGUACAACUGUGAGAGGACAGACUAUCACACUCAGUACUAUGAGUUCACUGGUGUCAGCAGCUGCUGGGAUGUGAUCCACCUCUACCGUCUGAUGUGGACCUCAGUGGUGCUCAACAUUCUCGGCGUGUUCCUGGGCAUCAUCACUGCCGCCAUCCUUGGCGCAUUCAAGGACAUACGAAAGCCGACUCCUCAGAUGCCUUCCAGCCCAGCGCCUCCACCUCAUAUCCUGUACAACCCGACCCAGCACAUGCUCACGUACAGUGGCUUCUGUCCUUCAGGACAGACACUGCCUGCCUACCCCAACUACCCAGUGGCCAUGCAGCAUAACAGCAACUACCAGGCUCCUACUACUCCCCAGCUGAUCCCUGACGGAGGCCUCUCCUCCACCUCCUGCCCAUCUGAGGAGAACCAGCAGCCUCCUCAAACCUCCACCCAUCCACAGUCUCAGGGAGGAACCCAGAAACCAGGAGGCUUCACGUCGACUCCCAAUGCUCCCGUCCUCUAUGGAUCCUCCUUCAGCGCCUUUGAAAAACCACCUCCUUAUGCCUGCUGAAAACUCACACCAACAUCACACCAACAUGUGUUGACAUUGUCAAACAGGAUGUAGCACACUUACAUUAUUUCAUAAAUGUGACCAUUUAGACGGAUAACACUCCAGAGAACUUCAACAAAUAUUUAUUUAAAUGCUAUUUAAUGUCUCUUUGCGCAAGCAAGCCUGAUUUAUCUGUUAUUAGGCCUGGGCAAUAUGGCCAAAAACCUUAAGAAACAUUAAAA